AGUAAGGAAGAAGAAGAAGGAAAUCGGCAAUUGUAAACAAAACAAUGUCCUUGAGCAACGUCAGUUUGACUCUUCACGUUACGACCGAUUCACUCGUCCCGGAAGAUACAGUGAACUUUGCACGAACUUCAUUGAACUUUUGCCCAACUUCUUUGAAGACUUAAACAAGACGACAGUGAAGAACAAUCACGUAGAUCAUAAUGCAGUGUGUCAGAAAGAAAUGGCCAGGUUUUCUUGCUUGUCUUGGUUCAGCAUUCGAGCAGUCGUGGGCUAUGGCGUUAUGGAGCUCGCUUCCCUGGCUGAUAGGUUGGGCAACCCUAACCAUGAUGGGUCCAGUGUUAGCAGCGCGUGUACUCUACCGAGCCUAUAAUGUUGUUGUUGAUAAAGUUUUCUACAAUGACAAGGCCCUUUGUGGAAAAGUGAUUAUGAUAACUGGAGCGAGUUCUGGCCUAGGUGAAGCAAUGGCUCAUGCUCUGUAUAAGCGAGGUGCACGUUUGAUACUGGCUUCUCGCAGUGUUGAUAAGUUGACCAAGCUUAAGGAUACACUUCUGAAAUCAUAUGUACCACCGGAACUUCACAUGCCCUCAGUAGUACAGCUAGACUUGGAGGAUCUUAACAAUAUAGCUGUUGUGGCAAAGGAGCUCAUAAGAGUCCAUGGACAUAUUGACGUACUCAUUAAUAAUGCUGGGAUAUCAUACAGAGGUGCCGUAGUAGACACUGAUAUAAGUGUAGAUAUCAAGCUCAUGGUCAUCAACUAUUUUGCUCAAGUUGCUCUAACUAAAGCUCUCCUACCAACGAUGUUAGAAAGGGGGUCUGGGCACAUUAUUGCAGUUGGCAGCGUGCAGUCAAAACUGGCAAUUCCAUACAGGUCAUGUUACACUGCCUCGAAACAUGCAAUGCAAGGCUUCUUUGAUUCACUCCGAGCUGAGGUUGCUGACAGAAAUGUUAAAGUUUCAGUUAUAAACCCAGGGUACAUUUCCACAAACCUCUCCUUAAAUGCAGUUACUGGUGAUGGUUCAACUUACGGAAAUAUGGAUGCAACAACGGCCUCUGGAAUGAAACCAGAAGAAGUUGCUGAACAGAUUGUGAGCUGCAUAAUUAGUGGCUAUGAAGAGCUAGUGUUAGCACCACUAUCACACCGUGUAGCCAUCAACCUCCGAACCAUAUCUCCCUCCCUGCUCUCCCGUGUAAUGAAAAGAAGGGCUGCAAAGCAGAAAAAUUUGUAUGCAUCAAAAGAUGAUUAAAACUUUUUGAGAUGUGUUAUGGCAAAAUGUGCACAUUUUGGACCUUAAACCUCACCUAAUUCUGUGUCCAGUAUUUAAUUUUUUUCCAGGCACCAAAUAAUAGCUUACUUUUUUAUUCAGAGGUAUUAGUUUUUAAAAUUUUUUGUUUUUGUUCAAUCAGACAAGUGGGUUUAAUACAACCAACAUGACUAAGUUCUUAUAUUGUCUAAAGGAAUAUGUUGCUGAUGCAACAGAUAAUACUCUUAGGGUACAGUUCUCUUAAUACAUGAGAUUGCAAUAUGUAUACAGUUAUGUACUAUAUUUUUUUGUAAAUAGGCAAUUGUAUUGGAAGUGUUUUCAGAAUGCAUAUUCAAUUUGUGGGGAAACACCAUUUACAUUUUUUACAAAAACAGUGAAACACAAAUGUUGUGGUGUUUCUAGUUUCUAUAUAAAGUGUAAAUAUAACACAUCUUUUUAAAGUUAUUGUUGUAGUUAUACUCUUUGAAUUAUACUGUGAUAUCUGCAUAAUCAAAAGAACAUCAAGCUCUUAUGUUAUGUAGUGUAAAAUUCUUCUCUAAGGAAUAAUACACUUAAAUUCUUAUAGCAAGUAGAACUUGCUUGGGAAAACGUAGUUAUAACAGAGUACUAACAUUUAGUUCAGUGUUAGCACGGGCUGUAAUCUGUCUUGGGCUUCAGGUUAAAACCUGCAGAAAGACCCAUUGCACAACAAAAACAGUGUUAGGAAUCCCAAAUCCCAGUGAAUAGUGGAUUGCUUUGCAGAAUACUAAUAGAAUUAGUAAUCUACUGUACUGUAUGUGGUUUUUACUCUUAAGAAAAUGGUUUAAAUGCAAGACCUCCCAGUAAACAGGUUGUUUGAGCAUGUCUCCUUAGUUUACUUCCAUGCAAAAAAGUAUGUGUCAAGGAUAGCUUUGAUGUACAACCCUCUUAACCUUAAUUUUAAGUAGAUUACCAGAGUUAUCAGAAGUGUCAUGUUUGCUGAUCAGAGCUUACUGCCCAAGAUAGUUUAAAUUUAGCAUGAAACUAAGUCAUUAAAUGUAUACUGUAUUACUAGCUAUAUUUCAAUUAUAUAGCAUUGCUAAUCCUGAUUUCGCAUAUAUGUUGUUGCAGUUUUCUUUCACAUGACAGCAUGGUAGUGUUUAUGACCUACAUGUAAAUAGCAAGUUGUUGUAGAUAUGGCAAUAGGUAAAUUAAUUUACAAAUACUGUAUAUUGAAACUGGUUUUUUUUCCAAACCUUUGUUGAAAAAACAAAUGAGAAAUUAAUUGGUUGUAUAGUGAAUCUUUAGGUUUUUUCUUCAGUUAGCAGCGUUGGUUUAUGCUAAGUGUUUUCCAACUGCAUUACUAUACUUGUUUUUCCAAUCCCUUUUAACAAAUAGCCAAUGUAUUCAUCAAGCACAGCUGGUGAAUAAUAUUUCUAGUUGUAUGGCUUGCAGCAGUCAGUUUCAUUUUCAGUACAGGUGCAUUGCAAUUUACCUAACUUAUUACUUCAUUGAGAUUUUAGUUUUUCAGACAAAUGAUUGUUACCAAAGAUAUUUACAGUAAACAGCAUUAAUAAAUUAUUUUAAAAGACA
This is a messenger RNA of Macrobrachium nipponense, 2813 nucleotides long. Its product is annotated as dehydrogenase/reductase SDR family protein 7-like. Bases 201 to 1244 code for a protein of 347 amino acids. Gene Ontology annotation, cellular component: membrane. The record is from RefSeq and is a predicted model, not a curated record. The transcript has 8 exons. Gene Ontology annotation, molecular function: oxidoreductase activity. Lineage: Eukaryota; Metazoa; Arthropoda; Malacostraca; Decapoda; Palaemonidae.